CAGCUUGGCAUGAAGCUAGGGACAUUGGGAUUUCUAGGCAUUCCCCGUGUUGACUUCAUGUCACGUAAUUUCAAUAUUUCCUCUGGUCUCAUUGUAGGAGAGAUUUCAGCAAAAUGUGAUGCUGAGAAGCUUGGCAUUAGGGCAGGGGAUGUUAUUUUUUCAUGUCAGAAAAAACGUGUUUCAAGUAUUGUUCAGCUGGAAGAUGUGCUGUUGGGUGUUGGUGCGGAACAUCUUGAGAAGAGCAAUGAUCUCAGCUCUAAAGUUGAUGUUGAGAUUGGUGUAUUUCAUGUGCGCAAAUGCAAAAAGGUUGACAUUAUUUUAAGAGUAGAGUUGUCAGAUCGUCUUGAAGUUUUUCACUCAGUUGCAGAUGAUGAAGAUGCCAAGGCAGUAGGAAUCAAGGGAGAGGAAGCACUGGCAUCAGCUGCAGGCGAAGCAAAGCCAUGAAGAAUGUGGAGCGGUGAUGGGGAUCUCAAGGUCCGCCUCGUCCUUCAUCCUAAGCAUGGCACUCAGAAGGUCUUCAUCUCCUGUCUUCUUGCCCUCCUCUUGCCGUGCCUCGUGCUCACUGAUGAUCUUUUCAAACACGCCGUCGAGCUGCCGGCGCGCUCUCCUCAGCCGGCCUCUCAGUCCAGUGACGACGUCCACAAACCACAGCGACGGGAAGAGGUCUGCGGCGCAGAAACCAGACCCCUCCGUCACCGCCACGUUGACGACCGACAUGAACUGUUCCUGGAGCUCACCGCCGCACAGCUGCCCAAGCGUCGCCUUCCAGGUGAUGGCGAUCGAGCACGGCACAAGCAGCCUUCCGAGGUUCACCGGCUCACCUCCCUCUCCGGCCGUGCCAACGUUCCUGAUCAGGGCAAGCGUCUCUCUGUCCCGGAGAGGUGCCAGCUGCCGCACCUUGUGCGCGCCAAGGAGGACGGUCAUGCACAGCUUGCGCAGCUUCCGCCAGUACACGCUGUGUGGCGCGUAGGCGAGGUCCAUUCCGUCGAGGAUGAUAUCCGUGGCGAGCAUCUUCGGCCGCGACGCGAAGAUCAGGUCCUUGUCCCGGAGCACCUCCUGCGCCACCGCCGGUGAGGAGAUCACCACCGUGUCGACGUGGCCCAGCCGCAGGUACAUCACCGGGCCGUGCUUCCUGGCCAGGUCCCAAAGAGCGACCUGCGGCUGCGAGGUAACGAGGUGGAGGAGGUUCCCGAUAAACGGGAGACACCGUGGACCGGGAGGCCGAUUCUUCUUGGAAUCAUGUGAAGGUUUGCGGUGGAGUAAGUACACAAGGAUCACCAACGAAAUCAGAGAGAGGAAGAGGACGACUAUGGCUGCGCUUACCUCCAUGUUUCAGCUUUGCAUGGUAAUAAGAACAAGAUUUGAUGGUGAUUUAUAGGCCUUGCCAUGGCAUGCAUGUUAAUUUGAUGGCGAUUUAUAUGCCUUGCCAUGUCAUAUUUGAUGGCUAUUUAUCAGAACACGAGGAUAUUCCUCCACAACAUUCCGCUCAACUUGUGUCAGCUACAUUGUUGCACUACUAUACUAAGUUAACAGCUCUCUUAUGCUACGUGCCAGGAAGAACAACAAAAUUUGAUGGCGAUUUAUAAGCCUUGCCGUGUCAUGUUUUUUCUUGCCUAGCAUCUUGCAACUACUGUGAGCUACACUCCGCUCACCUAGUGUCAGCUGCUACAUUAUUGCUGGUAUAUUAUAUGAACUUAGUAACGUCUAACUCCUCUAUUAGGCCAGAGCACUACAUGUCAAUGUCAUUGCAUCGCGAUGCAAACCAAAUUUUGGGGAGAACUUGUCGCCACAUGUACAAGG
Lolium perenne is the source of this 1800-nucleotide messenger RNA. NCBI's taxonomy places the organism in Eukaryota, Viridiplantae, Streptophyta, Magnoliopsida, Poales, Poaceae. The record is from RefSeq and is a predicted model, not a curated record.